Messenger RNA from Hibiscus syriacus, 2020 nucleotides. Its product is annotated as NAC domain-containing protein 17-like. Gene Ontology annotation, biological process: regulation of DNA-templated transcription. NCBI's taxonomy places the organism in Eukaryota, Viridiplantae, Streptophyta, Magnoliopsida, Malvales, Malvaceae. Bases 236 to 1963 code for a protein of 575 amino acids. The record is from RefSeq and is a predicted model, not a curated record. Gene Ontology annotation, molecular function: DNA binding. The transcript has 5 exons.
UCUCUUCUUUGACUGCACUCCUCUCUUCUUUCUUUUCGUUUCGCUGAAACAAAAGAACCCCCAAAAUUUGCUCGUACUGAUUAUACUUUCCAAUUCUUCAUCAUGUGAAAUAAUUUUACUCUUCUAAAGUUUGGCUUUCAUCAGUUUUUGCUUUCUUGAUCAGAAAGUUUCCAUUUUUUUUAAAAUUUUAUAGUAAAGGGGAUAAGUAAGAAGUUUUUUUUUAUCACUAAGAGAGAUGACGUUGACGGCGGCGGUUGCGACGACUGAUUCACGCAUUGGCGACGAUCAAGUGUGGCCACCGGGGUUCCGAUUUCAUCCAACCGAUGAAGAGCUGGUUCUUUAUUAUUUAAAGCGGAAAAUCUGUAGAAGAAAGCUCAAGCUUGAUAUCAUAAGGGAGACUGAUGUUUACAAGUGGAAUCCUGAGGAGUUGCCUGCACAAUCAAUACUGAAGACUGCGGAUCGGCAGUGGUUCUUCUUCAGUCCGAGAGACAGGAAAUACCCUAAUGCAGCAAGGUCAAACAGAGCAACCAGACAGGGGUAUUGGAAGGCAACAGGAAAAGAUCGUGCCAUUACCUGUAAUUCUCGGACGGUUGGAGUCAAGAAAACUUUAGUUUUCUACAGAGGCCGUGCACCUAAUGGUGAGAGAACUGAUUGGGUAAUGCAUGAGUAUACCCUCGAUGAGGAGGAACUCGAGAGAUGCCAGACUGCAAAGGACUAUUAUGCUCUCUAUAAGUUGUACAAAAAAAGUGGACCUGGCCCUAAAAAUGGGGAGCAGUAUGGGGCUCCGUUCAAAGAAGAAGAAUGGGCUGAUGAGGAAUAUACUAGUGAACCGGUUGAUGCAAUCACCCCUGUUAAACAACCAAAUGAGGCCAUUCAUGAUGAUAAUGAAAAAGCUAAUGAUCAAAUUCAGCCUCCAUUGGAUGAUAUCGAGGAGUUCAUGAGACAAUUUGCUGUUGAGACUGUCUUUCCGCAGCCACAAGCUCAUUUUGACUAUGUAUUGCCUCGAGUUACUGGUGAAGAAGAGAUACAAAGUACUUUUCUGGAGCCAUCUCCAAGGGAUAUACUAUUUCCUAAGCCGCUUAAGGUUUUACAUGACCAUGCAAGCUUUGAAUUCCCCCACUCCCCUACAUCUCAUUUGCAGUUGCAUGAGGCACCUGUGGUCACGUCUGUUAUUGACCCCAUCGAACAAUUACCACAAAUAUGCGACAAGGACUUUCUGGAAAUUGAUGAUCUCCUAAAUUCUGAUAUUUUGACCUCCAAUGUAGAGAAUCCUGUGGAGAAAGGGCAGCAGUUCAAUGAGUUGGAUGGUCUGGCUGAAUUUGAACUGUACCAUGAUGCCGCGAUGUUCCUACAAGACAUUGGACCUAUUGAACAAAAUAUGAUAAAUCAGGUAAAUUACCAAUUGGAACCUCAUUCAAAUAUAAGCCUCAUGGACCAGCAGUUGCAGCCUCAAUUGAAUGCUUUCGGGGAUAAUAUAUUAAAUCAGGUGGAUUACCAGUUACCAUUCCAGUCUUUUGGAAACGAGCUGGAGCAACCACUCCAAAUGGAUCAGACCAAUGGCUCAAUUUGGACACAUGAUCAAAGUGGUGAUGUCUUCACUCCAUCAGGACCAUAUCUUGGGAAUGCUUCUACAACUUCAGGUUUGAUGUACAAUGUUAAUAAUCUAGAUCAAGGUGACAAAAACAGUGGUGGUGGUGCAAGCCGGUUUUCUUCCGUGUUGUGGUCCUUUGUGGAGUCGAUACCUACUUCUUCUGCUUCAGCAUCUGAGAGUCCUUUGGUAAAUCGGCCCUUCGAGCGAAUGUCUAGCUUCAGUAGGUCGAGAACAAAGUCUAGAAACACCAAUGCUCAGAAGACAGCCAGGAAUAAGGGGUUCUUUUUCAUUUCGAUUUUCGGUGCCUUGUUUGCUAUAUUAUGGUUCCUUAUAGGAACAGUUAGGGUCUUGGGGUGCUCGAUGGCCUCAUGAAGAUAAAUAUAACUGGGAAGUUUUGUUAUGCCCUACGGUGAAGUUGUUGAAAUUGUU